GCCGGGCCCGGUGCGGCGCACGCGCGGCCCGGCGCGCAGGUCCUUCCUUCCGGCCGCCAUCUCGCCGUGCCCGCGUGCGGAUCCCGGCCCCGCGUCCUGCCGACCGCCUCCAGCCGAGCUCCGCGCCCCUCCGCUCGCCGAGAUGAAGGAGACCAUCAUGAACCAGGAGAAGCUGGCCAAGCUUCAGGCCCAAGUGCGCAUUGGUGGCAAGGGUACUGCCCGCAGAAAGAAGAAGGUUGUUCACAGAACAGCUACAGCAGAUGAUAAAAAGCUUCAGUUUUCAUUGAAGAAACUGGGAGUCAACAAUAUUUCUGGAAUUGAAGAGGUAAACAUGUUUACCAAUCAAGGAACAGUUAUUCACUUCAAUAACCCAAAAGUUCAGGCAUCUCUGGCUGCUAACACUUUCACUAUCACCGGCCACGCUGAGACAAAGCAGCUGACAGAAAUGCUGCCUAGCAUCCUAAACCAGCUCGGAGCUGACAGUCUGACCAGCCUCAGGAGACUGGCAGAAGCCCUACCCAAGCAAUCUGUGGACGGAAAAGCACCACUUGCCACUGGUGAAGAUGAUGACGAUGAAGUUCCAGAUCUUGUUGAAAACUUCGAUGAAGCUUCAAAGAAUGAGGCAAACUGAACUUUCACCUCCUGAAUAAAAUUAAAACUUGAAAAAGCUA
Zonotrichia leucophrys gambelii is the source of this 671-nucleotide messenger RNA. It is a transcript of the gene BTF3, whose product is annotated as basic transcription factor 3. Gene Ontology annotation, cellular component: nascent polypeptide-associated complex; cytosol. Lineage: Eukaryota; Metazoa; Chordata; Aves; Passeriformes; Passerellidae. The transcript has 6 exons. The coding region runs from base 143 to 631 and encodes 162 amino acids. The record is from RefSeq and is a predicted model, not a curated record.